UCAGUCAUUAUCAUGUGGCUGAUGUAAACAAAGCAUGAUUGUCGGAUUUUGUCAAUCGAAAUGUACAAACAUGGAUGUUAUUUUGAUAUAAAUCAUUUAAUAUGGUUUAUAAUUGUUAUAACCCUACAACUUCAACAAUGUAAACCUCAAGCAUACUCAGCAGAAGUGGAAUGGACUACCGCAGUGCGACUCUCAGAUUAUAAAGGUUAUAAGUCAGUCAGUCUAACAAAGUACACCAUUCAAGAGGGCACCAUAGAAGUAUUAUGGGAUAUAAGUGCUGACACACUGCCAAAAUGUCCACAGAAGGAUGUCUAUAUCUAUAUAAGACAUGGCAGUUAUCCACUUGUGACACCAUACAAUGAAACAUAUCCAGAAAAUUUCCAUAUAGAAGACAGCCAUCACCUGAAACUAACAACCAAUAAUGUGACACUACCUUAUUCCAUAAAGAUGCCCAAGUCAGGAUCCUGGUUCUUAGGAGGAGUUCUACCAAGAGCACAAAAACAAUAUUUACAAGCAGGUCUGAAUAAGAAAAACUGUGUGUAUGGUAUGGGUAUCCGAGUCAUAUCUAGAUAUAUGGUUGAUAUUGAUGAAGUGUCAACAGGGAAGUUGUAUAAUUUUGUAUUGCCUGCCAACAAAUCUAAAACCAUUAAAUUAACAGUUCCAGAAGGAACAACAUCAUUCUCUGUGUUAGUGGAUGGUUGUUCUGUAAACACUACUAAUACUACUUUCUGUCCUGUCCUAAUAUCAGCAGCAUCUGGUCAUAUUCCUAACGUGUCAGUGGAUACAAAUGUCAACUGUACUUCUGACACAUGUCAGUUGGAUUACCAAUCACCUUUCAUCAAAGAAUGGAGUUACAUCAGAAUUGUACCUUAUCUACAGGCCAAUGAUACAGAACUGAAUGUCAGUCUUCAAGUUAAUACUCAGAAUUGUUUAAUGAAUCAGUAUAUAAUAGCGGAACCAGUUGAACCUGUUGAAGAGGAUGAUAAUAAAACACAAAUUAUACACUACAAACCUAAACCAGCCCCACCAGUUACUAACUCAUCGUGUGUUCAGCUUCAACAGAUGGGACGAUUUGACAUCAUGAAUGAAGAUUUCCUCUCAAUAUUCAUCUUCCCUGACCAAUUCCUUUACCCAUGGCCGAACAUGAGGUUGUUCUGUCCAGAUACACAAGUCCUUCUCACGUACUUUGAUUUGUCAACAGGGAGGGAUGCUGGAGGGACAUUAAAAGUGGUUUUCACAACAUCACAUCUGUAUGUGCAUCCUCGACAAGAUGCCAAGGUAUACCUGUGUGUUAUGAAAUCUUCCAUUCCUUCACUGACAACUGUUACACAUUGUCCAGGAGGGGUGAGUUUGAUUGUAAACUCAACAUCUGAGACAGCAUCAACAUCCGAAGUGUACAUACCAUAUCCUUCUGGUGGACGAUGGUACUUAGGGAUGAAGAGUACUUGUUACAACAAAAACAAAACAGAAGAAAAAUGUUUAAAACUACCUGUAGUAUUGACCCAAGUAUUUGUGACAAGAUGUGUAGACAACAAGUGUGGAGGGAAGGGAAAUUGUCAGGAGUUUUUCAGUGGAAUGUUGUUGUUCAGCUCCUGUGAAUGUUUAUCAGAUUGGAGAGGUUAUGGGUGUACUGAUGGAUCCAUGGCAGAAUCUGAUGGGACAAUUCUAAGUACAAUGUUAUUAUUAACUCUGAGUAAUGCAUUCUUUAUACCAGGAAUAUUUCUGUCAAUAAGACGUAGAAUGUUUGUAGAGGGAUUGGUUUAUGUCUUUACUAUGUUCUUUUCUACAUUUUACCAUGCCUGUGAUGUCAACAAUGUGAAGUACACAUGGUGUAUGAUGGAUUAUGGAGUGCUCAGUUUCUGUGAUUUCUAUGGAUCUAUCAUGUCCUUCUGGGUGACCUUGCUGGCAAUGUCACAACUAAAUGAUACAGUUCGAUCAAUAUUCCACAUGCUUGGUGCUCUAUGUCUAGCCAUGGGUGUGGAAUAUAAUAAACAUGGACUGUGGGUGUUUGUAGCACCAGCUCUUACUGGUGUAGUCAUUAUGUCAAUUUCUUGGGUAGUGCAAUGUCGUAAACGUAAAAACUGUUAUCCAUCAAAAUGGAGAUAUUUAAAAUUCAUUCUACCUGGCGUCUUACUAGCAGGGACAGGACUUAUCAUAUUUGCUUUCUUGGAGACAGACGAGAAUUACAAAUACACACACAGUGCCUGGCAUGUUGUCAUAGCGCUGAGUAUUGUCUUCCUGUUGCCAUCUCGUAAAACAUCCAAAGGUAGUUUUAGCCUAUCAGAUGAUGCUGUUUUAUCAGAUGGACAAGACUACAGCCUAGUACAAAACCAUCAAGUGGAAGCUGUGGGAAUGAUGUCAGCUGACGGAGUAGGAGAUGAUUCUGACGACGAGUGUAUAUUACAACCAAGCAGAUCUAGACAAGAUUGGAAUGUUAUAUUAUGACUAGAGAAUAUAGAGCAACCCACCUAAUGAAAUAUAGAGUAGAGAUAUUUGAUUGCGUUUUCAAGUGAUUUAAAACAUAGUAGACUUAACCUCUGUGUAGAAGAGAAAAGAACCUUAACUAGCGCUGCAAUAUGUAUAGAUGUAUUCAAGAGUAGAUAACCGGAACAAAUGUAGUAACACUAAAUAAUUGAUAUAUGAUACUAUAGUAUAUGGUUUGAGAUUAGCUUUUCUAUCUUUCUUGAUCUUGCCAUUGUAUCUUGCUACCUCAUUUUAAGAAAUAGUCCAAAAUUGAUCUUAGAUUAGACUUUUAACAAUUAAUUUGUAUUGUAAAAAGAACUAGGUAUGUCAGAUAUUGAAUGAGUAAGUCUGCAGCUCUGCCCAAUUUUUCUCUGAUUUUUGAAUUUGAUUAGAUCUAAAUAUAGCCAUGAUGUCAUUGCAAAAUGUUUUAUACAGCAUACUACAUUUAUUAUUUAAAAGCUACGCAAAAGUGCUAAAAACUGUUUAUUACAACAUUGACUAAUGAUUACUAUAUAACCACAAAAGAUUUUAAGCAUGCAGGUUGGUUGAUUGGAGUCCUCAGUGUUGGCUCAUUGUCAUCUCAAUAUAGCGUUCAAUACUUUUGUGCAUCUCAGUGUGAACCAUAUCAAGCCAUUGGGAAAAAUUAUAUUGUUAGUAUUGUAGCAAUUUAUUUACUUACCCUAGCUAGUUAUUAUUUAAAAUAAGCAGCUAUUUCAGGAAUAUUUUUUAUCUUUAGAAAUAUGAAUAAUGCAAUUACUUUAUAAUAUCCUGUUAUUUUUUAUUAUUUUUUUCUAUUAACAUGAACAUUAUAGUGAUGUGUGUAUAUAUUUCUAUGCUUGUUAUAUGAUUUUGAUCUCAUUGUUAUGAUUAUGAAGUGUUGGAUCUCACUAACUGUACUAUUUACUUCUCUGAUUAUACAUCUAGUAAUUCAAGGAAUCGUUAAUAUUUCACUUAUGGUAUAUCAUGUAACUUACCUUAUUAUUUCCAUAAAUAUAUACCCAUUGGUGACCUUUGGCUGUUUUCUGCACUUUGGUCGGGUUGUUGUCUCUUUGACACAUUCCCAAUUUCCAAGUCUUAGUUAACAUAUUUUUUCAAACGUUGAUUAUUUAUUUUUACUUUUAAAAAGUAAAUUAUAUUGUUUAGUGUUGAUUUCAUUGAACAAUUUCUUAUUAAACCAUUAUAAAUCAAAACUAUUAGAAUAAUUAGAUGUCAAGUUUGUCAAUGAUUAUUAUAUUAAGUAAACUAGUGUACUAUAUAUAUUUUUUGUAUUCUACAUUGUUAAAUAGAAUGAAAUAAAACUAGUCAAUCUCA
Mytilus trossulus (common blue mussel) is the source of this 3774-nucleotide messenger RNA. Its product is annotated as post-GPI attachment to proteins factor 6-like. Gene Ontology annotation, cellular component: membrane. The record is from RefSeq and is a predicted model, not a curated record. NCBI's taxonomy places the organism in Eukaryota, Metazoa, Mollusca, Bivalvia, Mytilida, Mytilidae. Bases 61 to 2445 code for a protein of 794 amino acids. The transcript has 12 exons.